AUGUCCAGGUCCUACGAUCGCGCGCUCACCGUCUUCUCGCCUGAUGGACAUCUCUUCCAGGUCGAGUAUGCCCUCGAGGCCGUGAGGCGAGGCACUGCUGCUGUCGGCGUUCGCGGCAAGUCGUGUGUCGUCCUCGGUGUCGAGAAGAAGUCGGCCCUCCAGCUCCAGGACCCUCGUACUGUGCGCAAGGUCGCCAUGCUCGAUGACCACAUCUGCGUCGCCUUUGCCGGUCUCACCGCCGACGGCCGUAUCCUGAUCGACAAGGCGCGCGUCGAGUGCCAGUCCCACCGCCUCACUGUCGAGGACCCCGUCACCGUCGAGUACAUUACCAAGCACGUUGCGGGCAUCCAGCAAAAGUACACCCAGUCUGGUGGUGUGCGCCCGUUCGGUAUCUCGACCCUCAUCGUCGGCUUUGACCCCAACGACACUGUGCCGCACCUGUUCAUGACCGAGCCCUCGGGAAUCUACUCGGCCUGGAAGGCGUGCGCCAUUGGCCGUGCGUCCAAGACCGUCCGCGAGUUCCUGGAGAAGAACUACACCGAGAACCUCGACCGCGAGCUCACCAUCAAGCUCGCCGUCAAGUCGCUGCUCGAGGUCGUCCAGACCGGCGCGAAGAACAUUGAGAUUUCGGUCAUGGAGAGCUACGGCGUCGUGAGGAGCCUUGAGCAGACGGAGAUUGAGGCGAUCGUCUCGCAGAUCGAGUCGGAGAAGGAGGCCGAGGCGGAGCGUAAACGCGCGCGUCUGGCAGCCACCCAGGCCGGCCAGGCGUCCAUGUUUGCCAGCGCCCUGUCGGCGGCUGGUACCGGCGCGGCCACCCCGUCUCAGGCCGACGCCAGCGGGGCUACUGGCGAGGGGAGCGAUGUGCAGUAG
Apiotrichum porosum is the source of this 870-nucleotide messenger RNA. RefSeq names its product Proteasome subunit alpha type-4 (gene PRE6). Bases 1 to 870 code for a protein of 289 amino acids. The record is from RefSeq and is a predicted model, not a curated record. Gene Ontology annotation, biological process: ubiquitin-dependent protein catabolic process. NCBI's taxonomy places the organism in Eukaryota, Fungi, Basidiomycota, Tremellomycetes, Trichosporonales, Trichosporonaceae. The transcript has 6 exons. Gene Ontology annotation, cellular component: nucleus; proteasome core complex; proteasome core complex, alpha-subunit complex.